AUAAGGCCAAAACUCAACAUUUGGACCCGGGGCUUACCAUAACUCCAGAAUCCACUACAGAGACUGAACCUUCUCUAACCAUGCAAGAGACCCCAACCCAGCCUCCAGAGCCACCUAAGGAGGUUGUUCAGUAUCCAUCCCAACAGGAAGUGACAGUUCCUACUCCAAGUAAGGAUCAAGGUCAGCAACCAACAUUGCCCAGUGUCACAGCUCAUCAUGUGGACUUGGGGGUUACCAUAACUCCAGAACCUACUACAGAGGCUGAACAUUCUACACCCAUGAAGGAGACUACAACUCCUCCCCCAAAGGACCUUGAGGUGACACUUGCACAUCCAAAACAGGUUCAGAGGCAACAUCGAAACCUGACUGAAGUCACGGUUCCACCUAUGGACCUAGAAAUUCCUGUAAGUCAGCAACCAGAGUCAUUUGAGACAGGUUUUCCUCCAACAACUCAACAUCCUGUGGUGCAUUUUGUAAACUAUACCUCAGAAAAGGCAUACACAACUUUAACUUGGCAACCAGAACAGAAUGCCACCACAAACCUCAAAAUAUGUGAGCUCUGUACCUGCAAAGGUGAGACACUGUCGUGUGUCGGUCUCAGCGUACAGCAGAGGCUCCGCAGAGUGCCCGUGCUGGAGCCCGACACCUACAACGGCACCUUCACCAUCUUAAAUUUCCAAGGAAACUCUAUUUCUCACAUUGAUAAAAAUGUAUGGAAGGGAUACCGUUGGGCUGAGAAACUAAUUCUCCGUGACAAUUAUCUGACCGAAUUACGUAAAGACACAUUUGAAGGCCUGCUAUCCCUCCAGUAUUUAAUUAUCAGUCGUAACCCUCUGUCAACUGUUGAAGAUUCCUAUCUUUUUAAGUUGCCAGCAUUAAAAUAUUUAGACAUGGGAUCAACACAGGUGUCACUUACAACAGUUGAGAGCAUCCUCAUGAUGACCCUUGAAUUGGAAACACUGAUUUUACCUAGCCGUAUGGCCUGCUGUCUCUGCCAAUUUAAAAAUACUGUUGAGGUUGUCUGUAAGACAGUCAAGCUACAUUGUGACAGUGCAUGUCUGACAAAUGGCACACGUUGUGAUCAGGAAGUAUACCCAAGGAAUGCAGAAGGAUCAUUCAUGAAGGUAUUGACAGCUCGAAAGAAGAGCGCCAGCACGGAGCUGACUAUUGAGCCAGAGAAGGCAUCCUCAGACAUAGAUCGUGUCAGUUUGUCAGCCUUUAUGAAUGAACAGCUAGACUUCAAUGACGAAAGUGAUGUCAUUAGUGCACUGAAUUACAUAUUGCCUUAUUUCUCGGAGGGCAAUCUAGAAGACGUAGAAUCGACGCUGUUACCGUUGAUUAAACUUCUGUUUUCAAAUAAGAGCCUAGACGAGGUUGAGAGUGUGGGGGAAAAGUCCCUGAGAGUGAACAAGGUCAUCAAGGGCCCAAAGGGCAUACGGAAAAGGCACUUAAAAGAACUGAGACAUCAGAACAUCCAGAGUAAACAGAACGCCCAGCCAUCUGUGGAGAACAUGGCCAAGGAAAGAAGGCUCAGGACACCAUCCCCAGGAGAGCUUCCCCUUCCCGUGGCGCACAGGCCCAGCAAAUCAGUGGGAAGCUCCUUCAAUCCAGAGCCUUCGUUCAUGGAUGAGCACAAGGCAGCGGUCUCUUCUCUCCUGAAGCAAUACUCUUUGGGCAGGCCUUCUGCCCCCCCCGCUCCAAAAUCCCCACCUGACAUGAAAAAAGAAUCAAAAGACUUAACGUACACCAUUUUUGUUCUAGAAGAUGCAAAUGCUAGAGUUAGAAAUAUGAAGGCUUUCGGACCAGCCUCACACCCCAGAAAGACACACCGCUUUCAUAAAAGUCGCUCCCGUGUGGUCCACAGAACACCCAAGGCCAAACCGAAUCGAAAGUCCAGAAAGGAAAGUUCACUCAGUAAUAGACAGCUGCUUGCAAAGAGGCCUCCAUCCUCUGCAGUCAGGAGCCUCAUAAAUUCCCCUUCACGAGAGGAUUUUUCAUCUCCGGGAGAAGUGAGUCCUCAGAAAAAUCCUUUUCCAGAAUUAUUUGCUCCUUCAGGAAGUUACAGAGAAAACGCUACUGUAGAGAACACUACUGCCCAAAAUGUUUCUGAAGAAAAUAUUUCUACAGGAAACACUACUGUGCCAGAACAAACCCUCCCUGAAUUCACAGACCGUAAGAAUCUUUCCGCUGCUAAUUCUACUGUUACUGCAGACAACUCUAUGCCGACCGUUAAACAAACCAAUGGUACACAACAGGAAUACCACAAUGCGGGCACUGGCUUGCCCCCAAAAGCCACAGGCUUCACUGUGUCAAAGCUCUCGUCCUCAGGUGAUCUGUUUGAAAUUCAGUUAAACCAGCAGCUACAGUCCCUCAUCCCCAGCAAUGACGUGAGAAGGCUCAUUUCUCAUGUUAUCCGGACUUUGAAAAUGGACUGCUCUGAGACCCAGGUGCAGCUGGCCUGUGCCAAGCUCGUCUCCAGAACAGGCCUCCUGAUGAAGCUUCUCAGCGAGCAGCAAGAAGUAAAGGUGUCCAAGGCAGAGUGGGAUACGGACCAAUGGAAAAAUGAGAAUUAUAUCAAUGAGAGCACAGAAGUCCAGAGUGAACAGAGAGGGCAGGAGUCAAGGGAGCUCACAAAAGAAGUUCCAGGCUAUGGCUAUAACAACAAACUCAUCUUGGCAAUAUCUGUGACUGUAGUAGUGAUGGUUUUGAUCAUGGUUUUCUGUCUCAUUGAGAUUUAUUCUCAUAGAACAGCAGCCAAGGAAGGUAAAGAAGGAGGCUCAAGGGGCUUCUUUGGAUCUCUGGUGCGUAAGAGAUGCUCAGAGGAAAGUGACAAUCAGGAGGGCUUUUUCUGGAGAAGGCAGCCACUUUGGCUUAGGGACAUGUACAGACCUCUCAAUGCCACACGCAAGAAAAACAUGGCACAGAAGCUACACGACAAGGAUUCUUCUGAUGAAGAUGAGAUUUUCAACAUGGAACUAGGGGAGGCUGGCAAAGCCACAGCAGAGAAGACUCGGACCACAGAUUCCACUACUGAAGAGCUGGGUGACGAGAGUGAGACAGCAUGUGAGAUUGUCACAGAGUGAACGCCGUCCUGCCUCAGGCCACCUACAAAGUUUACUUUCCGAUACUGGCUUCUCAGCAUUGCUUAUAAAAUACUUGUUUUUCUCAUAUUAAAAUGUAUAAAUCCAUAA
This is a messenger RNA of Neofelis nebulosa (Clouded leopard), 3191 nucleotides long. RefSeq names its product leucine-rich repeat-containing protein 37A2-like. Gene Ontology annotation, molecular function: protein binding. The transcript has 14 exons. NCBI's taxonomy places the organism in Eukaryota, Metazoa, Chordata, Mammalia, Carnivora, Felidae. The record is from RefSeq and is a predicted model, not a curated record. Bases 81 to 3083 code for a protein of 1000 amino acids.